AUGGAAAUAAGGCUGGUGCUGAUCGUUGCGUUGUGCUCGAGUGCUGCUACCCUAGUUACUUGUAGUAGCGCAGGGCUACACAUGGAGCUCAUCCAUGUCGAUGGCAAGGGGAACUACACAGUGGCGGAGCGCGUGCAGCGCGCCAUGGCCAGCAGCCGGCAGCGCCUGGCGUCCUUUGUCGACGUGAGCGCACCGGUCCACUGGAACACCAGCCAGUACAUCGCCGAGUACCUGAUCGGCAACCCACCGCAGCGCGCCGAGGCCCUCAUCGACACCGGUAGCGACCUCAUCUGGACGCAGUGCUCCACCUGCAGCCUCAAAGGAUCCUGCGUCAUGCAGGGCCUGCCCUACUAUAACGCGUCCAAGUCGGACAGCUUCCACCCCGUGCCAUGCAACGACACCUUGUGCCUAGCCAACCAGGCGCACUCGUGCCGCCCGGAUGGCAGCUGCGCUUUCGGGGCCUUCUACGGCGCUGGCGACGCUAGAGGGUCCAUCGGCACGGAGGUCUUCGCCUUUGAACACGGCUCGGUGACGCUCACGUUCGGCUGCGUCGACACGCUGAUGAUCACUCCGGGGUCCCUUGACGGGGCGUCCGGCCUCAUAGGGCUUGGCCGUGGCCCCCUGUCGCUCGUCUCUCAGAUAGGUGCCAGCAAGUUCUCUUACUGCCACACCCCCUACCUCCGCAGCAACGCCACUCCCGGUGCCAGCAGCCACCUUUUCGUCGGCGCCACGGCGAGGCUCAGCGGCGGCAGCCCUGUGAUGUCCAUGUCUUUCGUGCAAGGCCCUAAGAGGAACCCAUUCUACUAUGUCCCACUCAUCGGAAUAAGCGUGGGAAAAACAAGACUUUCCAUCCCACCGAUGGUGUUCGCUCUGAAACAAAACGGCACCGGCGGCGGUGUCUUUAUCGACUCUGGUAACCCCACUUCGGUUCUGGGGAGCCUCCUGCCGCCACCUGCUGGCAGUGGGAUCGACCUGUGUGUGGCACUGGCGCAGGAAAAGACGGUGCCGUCCAUGGUGUUCCACUUCAGUGGCGGAGCGGACAUGGUGCUGCCGCCAGAGAACUACUGGGUGCCGCUGGAUGAUUCCAUGUCAUGCAUGGUGAUGCAUAAAUCCAGCUACGUGAGCAUCAUCGGCAACUUCCAGUUGCAGAACAUGCACUUGUUGUACGACCUUACUAAGGAGGAGCUCUCUUUCCAAACUGCCGACUGCAGCUCACUGUGA
Molecule: messenger RNA, 1221 nt
Organism: Triticum turgidum subsp. durum (durum wheat)
Lineage: Eukaryota; Viridiplantae; Streptophyta; Magnoliopsida; Poales; Poaceae
Source: the annotation of a GenBank genome assembly